CGCCUCGGACGCUGCAUCCACCAACCCAGCUCAGACCAUUGUAACCUCGACGCUGUUCUCUGCAUAAUGACGCUCCAGAACACCGCAAAGCUCGGAGGGACCGCGUCGAGCGUGACCGUCGCGAAAGUCGGGGUACGUCUGCACUCCCGCGGCGCCCACAGCAUCGGGAACACAGCACGCUGACGCCCCCAUGCACCCACUAGCACGGCCUCAUGAUGAUGACGUGGCGCGGCUCGGGCGUCGUCCCCGACGAGCAGUGCUUCGACGCGAUCAAGGCCGGCAUCGACGCGCUCCCGCCGGGCGCGAAGAUGCUCCUCAACAGCGGUGAGUUCUACGCAAACGACCUCGGCACAGGCAACCUCGAGCUCCUCGCACGCUUCUUCGACAAGCACCCCGGCUACGCGGACAAGACCUUCCUCUCCGUCAAGGGCGGCGCGUCGGCGAAGGGCCUCGGGCCCGACGGCUCGCCGGAGAACCUCCGCCGCAGCGUCGACAACAUCAACGCUGCUCUGCGCGGCACGAAGAGGCUGGACCUCUUCGAGUCUGCGCGGGUUGACCAGAAGGUGCCUCUUGAGGAGUCCAUCAAGGCGCUCGCGGGCCUCAUCAAGGAGGGCAAGUUCGACCACAUCGGUAUGUCGGAGUGCAGAGCGGAAUCGCUCAGGCGGGCACAUGCUGUCCACCCGAUUACUGCGGUGGAAAUUGAGGUCAGCCCGUGGUCGUACGAAGAGGAGACCAAGAAGGUCAUUGCCACCGCGCAGGAGCUCGGCAUCUCCGUGGCCGCCUACUCUCCACUGGGUAGAGGCUUUCUGACGGGAGCGAUCAAGAGCGUGGACGACCUGCCCGAGAACGACAUACGCCGGCGGUUCACGCGCUUCGGCGAGGAGCACAUCAAGCACAACCUCGCGCUCGUGGAGGAGCUGAAGGCGAUCGCGGCGAGGAAGGGCUGCACGCCGGGCCAGCUGAGCAUCGCGUGGGUCGGUGCGCUCGGCGCGCACGUCAUUCCCAUUCCCGGCUCCUCGAAGAAGGAGCGCACGCUAGAGAAUGCUGCGGGGGGCGACGUCGAGUUGACGGAGGCGGACCUUGCGGAGAUCAACGAAGCCAUUGCGAGGCACGAGGUCAAGGGCGACCGCUACUUUGGCAACGACCAGGCUGCACACUUGUGGGGAUGAGCGACGCCGGCGGGGGAUAUCGGCAGACCGCGAUUUGACGAAGGCCAUGGUCGGAGGUGCCCACUGUGUCUGUCGACGGAACUCUGGCUUCAACAGCCAGAUUGGCAUGUACAACUGUAGUUAGCAAUUUCAUGGAGUAAGCGUACCAUCACACUCGUAGAUGCAUGAGCCGCCCUCAUCCGGACCGUCGCACGAGCGAGUGAAUAGACGAGAGGACGGCUGGUCGCCAGUCGGCGUGGCCAGUGAAUUUGACGGGGAAAUUGAAUGAUGG
This is a messenger RNA of Fomitopsis serialis, 1440 nucleotides long. RefSeq names its product aldo/keto reductase. The coding region runs from base 213 to 1169 and encodes 318 amino acids. The record is from RefSeq and is a predicted model, not a curated record. Gene Ontology annotation, cellular component: cytoplasm. The transcript has 6 exons. NCBI's taxonomy places the organism in Eukaryota, Fungi, Basidiomycota, Agaricomycetes, Polyporales, Fomitopsidaceae.